AUGUUGAAGCUGAUUUUCAUUUCUCUUUUAUCUUUGCAGGUGCCUGUUAGGCCAAGUGCUGCCGAAUUAAAGGCAAUGGCUUUAAGACAGCAGCAACAAAUCGAUUCCCAACAUCAGUUGUUGGCUGCUAAAGAGCAGAGAUUACGAUUUUUGAAAGCACAAGAGGCUCGAGGUGCCGCAGCGGCGGCAGAAGGCGAAAGAUUGCGUCGUCUGCGAGAACGUGUUGAGGCUCAAGAGUCAAAACUUCGUCGGCUAAGGGCGUUGAGAGGACAAGUUGAUUUACAAAAAACUUACAACGUCACACUGAGCAAUGAUUUGGACUCCAUUCGUGCCCUUUUUAGUGAGAAGGAAAAAGAGCUUAGUCUUGCUGUAGCUAAGGUUGAAGCUCUUACGAGACAAUUAGAAGAAUUGCGAAGAGAUCGUCGUGGAUUAAGUUUGAUUACAAACAAUGGAAAUAAUCAACAACCACCAUCGCAAGCAGCUCGUGAGUUGGAAAAACUGCGAAGAGAGUUAAUGUAUCGCAAUCAACUGUCAUUGCAACAAGAUGCUCGACUUCAUCUCCAACGUGAAGCAUUACAGCAACGUCAAGCAGAAUUGCGUUCAGUAGAUCAAAGAAUACUCGAACUUCAAGGUCGUUUGCAUCGCAAGAAGGCAUCAAAUCUUCUUCAACAACAGCAACAACAGAAUGGAACAAAUGUUACAAAUCCAUCUAAUGUUCAACCGGCGAAUAUUCACGUCAGAUCUUCAUCAACACACAUUUAUCCACCGCAAAAGAAUAUUCGGGGAAAUGUUGCGGCCGUUGAGCCAUAUAAUCAUACACCACAAAAAUCCACAUCCAUGACGUCAUCGAAUCAACAACAUCAACAAAUCAUACAAGAUUUAGCCAUGUUAAAGUUAAAAUCACAACAGCAACAACAACAGCAGCAGCAGCAUAGCCCGACGGGUAUAUUGUCGGCCGAAAGUGAUGAGUCAAAGCUGGCACGUCAACAACAUGAACUUCAACAAAGCCAAGGGAUAUUGAUGAAGAAUGGAAGCAAUGACGCUCAAAGCCAUCAAGCUAAGGACAUUGCGGACAGCAAUAACGAGAAGCAAACAAAGCCCUUAACGGUCCCCCAUCCGACAUCGUCACCAUCAACAACAAGUGUCCCAUCAACAAACGACAUGAAUGGAAAGAAAAAUGAGCCGAAAAGCCAAACAUUGCCUUACAAAUAUGUUGCCAACAAUAACUUGAAUGUCGGCAGUAGCAGUCUUGUAUCACACAAAAUUAUAUCGUCAGUGUUGUCUGCAAACGCUACCACUGUGAAAGCCAAUGAAUGUGACAGUGAGAAGGCGGGAGAAAUGUCGACUAAUGAAAGUCCCAAAAGUUCAACACAAAUUGCCAGCAGCACGCCAUUGAAUGCCAUCAACAAGUCUGUAGCGGAAGCAGUACAGAACAGUUCGACAAUAACAGAAGAGAAACCAGCCAUCAAACCAAAAGCUAUACAUCAAAUACCGUCAGGAAAUUUAGUCGUACCGCCGAGAAAGCCUAUAAGCAGUGUCGCUCCUACAUCAAUCACACUCGCACCAAAAACAAUUUCACAAGCACCAAAAGUUCAUAUGGUUGCACCAAAUAACAACAUUCAAGCGCCGAUUACUUCUGUAAGUGAGAAUGAUAAGUCGAGACCAGCACUUCCACCGAAGCCGAAUAAAAAUAACAAUAAUGGAAACACAAACAAUCAUCAGCAAUCACAACAGCAGCUUAUAAAUGAAGGUGAUGCUGCAACAAAUAGUAAUGAAAACAACAAUUUACCGAUUAAGGCAAAGCCAUUGACAAUCAAGAAACAGCCGCUGUCGGAACAACCAAAACUUCGAUCACUCAAUUCAAAUCCGAAGACAAUCCAAUACACAGCAUCACGACGCAUUGAAAUGCCACCCGCCUUUCUCUUUCCCGAAAUCGCAACAGCCGAAUUGAAGGACAAUAGUAAUGACUUUAAUGGCAACAGCGUGAAUCAAACGUCGAUCAUCAGUAAAUUGGUGAAUGGCGCAAUCAACUUAAACAAUAAUCAAGAUAAUGGCAGCGUUACUAGUAACGAUGAGACCGACAAAUCAAUUACGCCAUCUUCAACACCAGUGCAAGAUGAAAAGCCAUCGGUUGUUGAAAGUAUUGUAAGACGAAAACGAAACAUUAUCGGAGACAAUGUAAAAGCGAAAUUGGCACGACGUGUUAGUUUUGAUCCAUUAGCGCUUCUUCUUGAUGCAAGCUUGGAAGGUGAACUUGAGUUGGUUAAGAAAACAGCUAUGCAAGUCACGAAUCCUAGUGCAGCUAAUGAUGAAGGAAUCACCGCACUUCAUAAUGCAAUUUGUGCUGGUCAUUUGGAAAUCGUCAAAUUCCUCGUGCAAUUUGGGUGCGAUGUUAACGCUCAAGAUUCCGACGGUUGGACACCACUUCAUUGUGCUGCAUCUUGCAACAAUCUCGCAAUGGUGAAGUUUCUAGUUGAAUCAGGUGCUUGUUUAUUUGCUUCGACCCUCUCAGAUCAUGAAACGCCGGCCGAGAAAUGUGAAGAGGAUGAAGAGGGCUUUGAUGGUUGCUCGGAAUAUUUAUAUAGUAUUCAAGAGAAGCUCGGCAUUCUUCACAAUGGAGAGGUUUAUGCCGUAUUCUCAUACGAUGCUCAACAGCCGGAUGAGCUUAAAUUUAGCGUCAACGACAAGUUGACAAUAUUACGUAAAGGAGAUGAGGCUGAACGUGAGUGGUGGUGGGCUAGGAACGAAGCUGGUCAUGAAGGUUACGUGCCUAGAAAUCUUUUUGGAUUGUAUCCUCGCAUCGAUCCAUCGAAUCAGAAUUUCAAUGAAUAGCAUUUAAUCCGAAAAUACAUUCGAAAGCGCAUUAAAAAGGGAUUGGUCACAACUUUUUAUAUUUCUAAUUAUUUAUAGUUCAUUUGGUCUUUGUCAAACAUUUUGCGCUUGUUUUUUUAUUUACUCUUUUCAAUUAAAAUGAAAUUAGCUUGUGUUAUGGAUUUCUAAUGUUAGUUGCCCAGCCAUGAGAAGGAUUUUUGUGUAAAGCUCGCAUAUGAGCACUGAAGAGCAAGAAGAAAAAUAAAAUGAGAAGCUUUUCAAAAUUCCCUACACUCAAGAGAUUCAACUUUGCUUUUCAAUUAAGUCAGAGGAUUUUAUUUCCUUUCCUUUGAUGUAUGAAAAAAUAAUGGAAUUGUUUGAAGGAAUUUUCGUAAGUUGUGUCGUAUAAUUCGAACUAGAUUUUCUCAUCCUAUGGUGCUUAAAAGCUUUUUUUAAAGCCCACAUUUAUCUUGCAUGUUUUUAUGAUUGUUAAACCAAAAGCUGUUUACUGACUACACAAAUCUUUCUAAGAACAUUAAUUGACACCUGACAGAAUUAAUCUUUCCUCAACUUACGAAACUUCCCUAAUCUAAAUCUCUAAGCAUAUCGAGAGAGAAAGUGAAACGAAUAGAAAAACCGAUUAAAAUUUAUGCUCGAAAACAUUUAUUUAAUGGAAAAUACUCUUGUGAUGAUUGCAUGAAAAAUUAUAUGAAAAUAAAGUUUAUGAUGAAAGUAAUCAAAAUAUUUAUUUUUGGACCAAAUUUAGAAUCUCCACAUGAGUUAUUGAAAGAGAUUUUCCAUGAAAAGUUUGAAUUUAUUCAUCGUAAUAAUAUGAAGAAGAUUCCAAAUUUCAGACGCAUUACUUAUACAUUUUGAAAACUUUAUCAUCACAAAUCCGCCUUCAUUCUCAUCACAUUCCUUCUGUUACUGCACAUUACAAACUCACUUAUGAAAACAUUUCAUUUUGUUGCUAAUUUUUCUUUAGAAAUUAGAUAAACAGAACUAAAAUUUCUCAUUUUAAAGAGAAAUUUGUUCAUUGGAGAUUAUGUUUGAGAACCGAGAUUUAUGCUUACAAUAUUUUAAAAUCCUAAUUAAGAUGAAAAACAAAAAUAUUUGGUUUUGGUGAAGUUUUCAUUUCGUUUCAAACCCCAAAACAACAGUCUAGAAGCGAAAUUGAGUUUUGAGGUUUUUCGAACGAACCUUCUAGUCUCGACUACCACACCAUAGUUUAAUAUAAUACUGGAACCUCACAUCACAAACAUACACACACAAACACUAUUCGAGUGUUUAUUUUAGUUCGCUUUAUUGAUAUAUCUCUUCAGAUUCACAUCAGCAGAAUGUGAAGAGGAUUUAAGUGAAUUUUUUAAGAUAAACAUUUCGAACGAAUUUCAGAUUCAGUUUGCUUUUCUUUUUCCCCCCUUUAAACACUUCAUAACGCGUCAAUCUGCAGUUUAUUUCUGAUUUUUCUAACACCCGGUUCUCGAUGGACUUUGAAUAAAAUAAAAACGAUAGAAAAUUUCAUGAAAAGCUUUUAUUAUAUUAGGAAUAUCUACAUAAAAAUUAAAAAGAAAAUGAAAAUAAAAUAUAAAAAAUUGAAAGAUGAUUUAUUGAAAUAAAUUGUUAUCUUAAUGAAUAAGUCAUAUGGCAUAAUAAAAGAUGAAUCGAUGUAACAUAACGAAGAUUGAUAAUAAAUUAUACGCAACAAAAUC
Molecule: messenger RNA, 4520 nt
Organism: Clunio marinus
Lineage: Eukaryota; Metazoa; Arthropoda; Insecta; Diptera; Chironomidae
Source: the annotation of a GenBank genome assembly